UCUAUUUUUAACAAAGUGUUAAAAAAUAAAAAUUUUAUUCUCUUGAAAGUUUCAGGAGUUGUAUUUAAGAAUUUUUUUACAAAAGUUACAAUAAAAUUAUUUGAAGAGAAAAAAAAAUGGCAGGACCCGAGGAUGUACACCCACAAAAGGCUUUUGGCUGGGCUGCUAGAGAUACAUCAGGAACCCUUUCUCCCUUCCAUUUCUCUAGGAGGGCAACAGGAGAGCAAGAUGUGACUUUCAAAGUGUUGUACUGUGGCAUUUGUCACUCUGAUCUUCACUUCAUUAAGAAUGAAUGGGGGAAUGCCUCUUAUCCUGCUGUUCCUGGGCACGAGAUUGUAGGGGUGGUUACAGAAGUAGGAAGCAAGGUGCAAAACUUCAAAGUAGGGGACAAAGUUGGGGUAGGAUGCAUGGUUGGAGCCUGUCGUUCGUGUGAUAGUUGUGACAAGCAUCUUGAGAAUUACUGCCCCAAAGUGCUCCUAACCUAUGGAUCCACUUACUACGAUGGCACCCCUACAUAUGGAGGUUACUCUGAUAUCAUGGUGGUAGACGAGCAUUUUGCUGUUCGCAUCCCUGAGAGCAUGGCACUCGAUGCCACUGCCCCUCUUCUAUGCGCUGGUAUCACUGUCUACAGCCCUUUGAAGUACUUUGAGCUUGAUAAACCUGGACUCCAUGUCGGUGUUGUUGGCCUUGGUGGUCUAGGAUACAUGGCUGUGAAAUUCGCCAAGGCUUUUGGUGUUAAGGUCACAGUUAUCAGUACCUCACCUAACAAAAAGGAAGAAGCUGUCAACCGUCUUGGUGCUGAUUCCUUCCUGGUCAGCCGCGACCCUCAGCAACUACAGGCUGCUGUAGGAACAAUGGAUGGCAUUAUUGAUACAGUCUCAGCAGCUCACCCUCUCUUACCAUUGAUCGCUCUGAUGAAGACUCACGGAAAGUUGGUCAUGGUUGGGGCUCCAGACAGACCUCUUGAGUUGCCAAUCUUCCCUCUGCUAAUGGGUAGGAAGAUCGUAGCUGGAAGCUGCAUAGGAGGCAUGAAAGAGACACAAGAAAUGAUUGAUUUUGCUGCCAAGCAUGAUAUUAAAGCAGAUAUAGAGGUUGUUCCGGUGGAUUAUGUGAACACAGCCAUGGAGCGUCUACUCAAAGCAGACGUUAGGUACCGUUUUGUCAUCGACACUGCUAACACAAUGAAAGCUGAAUGAUGAUAGAUCCAUUCUAAUGACUGACGAGGCUGUGAUAAGUUGUGACUUUCUAGAGACAAGUCUUGUUUCAAUAAUUACUUUGGUUACUACCUUGUAUCUUCUAUGUGAAACAAUUGAUAUUAUAAUAUAUGUAGAACAAUUGAUGUUGUAGUUGAAUUAUGAUACAUGAAUUUUUUUUUUUUUUGGAUGGGAAACAUGUGCAUCUUCUUUAACUGAACAACUUUAGCUAAUGAUCUGGGUAUUGAAAUCGGUAUGUUGUUGAAAGCUGCUCGAGUAUGUCAUGCAUUACGUGCUGCUGCAUACGUGUCACAGCAGCACACGAAAUGCAAGCACUU
Chenopodium quinoa (quinoa) is the source of this 1531-nucleotide messenger RNA. RefSeq names its product probable mannitol dehydrogenase. Gene Ontology annotation, molecular function: cinnamyl-alcohol dehydrogenase activity; zinc ion binding. The record is from RefSeq and is a predicted model, not a curated record. Gene Ontology annotation, biological process: lignin biosynthetic process. NCBI's taxonomy places the organism in Eukaryota, Viridiplantae, Streptophyta, Magnoliopsida, Caryophyllales, Amaranthaceae.